GCUCCCGUAUCACAGGAUACUCUCCCCCCCUCCCCACUGCCGCACCAACACGCCAGUCUCGGCGACGCCAAACCCUCGCCCGCUCUCCAGAAACCCCCCUAUGGCCGCCACCGGCGCUGCCGCGCCCGCGCCCGCGGCCGUGCAGCCGCCGCGGCAGUUCAAGCUCGACCCGCAGAGCGAGCUCCGCGUGGAGGUGCUCCCGGACGCGACCCUCCGCGUGCGCCUCGUCUCCGGCACGGCGGAGAUCUUCGGCACCGAGCUCCCGCCCGAGGGCUGGCUCACCAUCCCGCCCCGCUCCAAGAUCGCCAUUUUCACGUGGCACGGCGCGACGGUGGAGCUGGACGGGGUCAGCGAGAGCGAGUACACGUCCGACGAGACGCCGAUGGUGAUUUAUGUCAACACGCAUGCGAUUCUCGAUGCACGGAGGGCGAGGGCGAGGGCAGCGCAGGGAGGCGACUUGGAGGCCUCACAGGGACCUAGAGUGAUUGUUGUGGGGCCAACUGAUUCUGGAAAAAGCACUCUGUGCAAAAUGCUCCUUAGCUGGGCUGCCAAACUGGGAUGGAAGCCUACAUAUGUGGAUUUAGAUAUUGGCCAGGGUUCCAUAACCAUACCUGGAUGUAUUUCUGCUACACCAAUAGAGAAACCCAUAGAUAUAGUUGAUGGGAUUCCUUUGGAGAUGCCGCUUGCAUACUUUUAUGGCCAUCCAAAUCCAAGUAUUAAUCCAGAUGUUUACAAAGCGCUCAUGAGAGAGCUAGCUCAAACAUUAGAGACACAGUUCUCUGGGAAUGCUGAAUCUAGGGCGGCCGGUAUGGUUAUUAACACAAUGGGGUGGGUUGAAGGCCUUGGCUAUGAGUUACUUCUUAAUGCAAUUGACAUCUUCAAGGCUAAUGUAGUGCUGGUAUUGGGACAGGAGAAGCUCUGGAAGAUGUUAAAAGAUGCAGUACAAAGUAAGCCCAAUAUCGAUGUCGUAAAACUUCAUAAAUCUGAGGGUGUUGUCCUAAGGAAUUCAAAAUAUCGUCAAAAGACUAGGAGCUUUCGUAUCAAGGAGUACUUUUAUGGGAUUGCAAACGAUCUGGCACCACAUUCAAAUGUAGUCAACUUUAGUGAUGUUUCUGUUUUCAGAAUUGGUAGUGGACAUCAAGCUCCACGGUCAGCUUUACCAAUUGGUGCAGAGCCUGUGGCAGAUCCCACUCGGCUUGUUGCUGUCAACAUCAGCACUGAUAUGGUCCACACAGUGCUUGCUGUUUCUUAUGCGAAGGAACCUGAUGAAAUAAUUUCGAGCAACGUUGCCGGAUUCAUCCAUGUCACAGAUGUUGACAUCCAAAGGAAGAAGCUGACGUACAUCGCGCCUUGCCCAGGAGACCUGCCAAGCAGGCUGUUAAUCGCGAGCUCCCUGACAUGGUACGAGCAGGCUUGACCCGGUUCGAGGUUGGACAUUGUAGGUAGGUAACCAGAUGGCUGAUGACAUGUUGUAACGCCGAAAUGGAUACUCUGUGCAUUUGAUAACUGGAACACUGCUGGUAAAGCUGAAAAGCUGAAUGGGUUGGACGAUAUCUCAGGCAUCUUGCUGCGAAGCUUUCUGCUGACUUGCUUAUGCUUUCUAUGCUGCUGUGGCGGCGAAGAUACAAAUAGUUAGGUCAAUGAAAGAUUGGUGUGCUCUUUUGUACGCUGUUGGGAACUAAGAUAUACUAGAAGACGAGUCCUUUGGCCUCUUCUCAACUGUAUCCAGAUAUAAACAUCGGAACUAGUUAUUACUA
This is a messenger RNA of Triticum aestivum (bread wheat), 1757 nucleotides long. Its product is annotated as protein CLP1 homolog. Gene Ontology annotation, biological process: tRNA splicing, via endonucleolytic cleavage and ligation; mRNA 3'-end processing. The record is from RefSeq and is a predicted model, not a curated record. The coding region runs from base 101 to 1417 and encodes 438 amino acids. Gene Ontology annotation, cellular component: mRNA cleavage factor complex; nucleus. The transcript has 10 exons. Gene Ontology annotation, molecular function: polynucleotide 5'-hydroxyl-kinase activity. Lineage: Eukaryota; Viridiplantae; Streptophyta; Magnoliopsida; Poales; Poaceae.